GCAGCGCUCGGAACCGGCCCUGCGGCCGCCCAGCUGCAGGGCACCCUCCCGUCUGCCUUCAGCGGUGUUGGAGGCUUUCACUCCCAGUGACUUACUUUGACUAUUGAGGCUUGUUUUGGAGAAGAUUAGAAUAAACAAUCCUUCCCUGACCCAGCAUAUUCUUAACUCACAUAUUCAUCAAAAUUCAGUUUUAUGCUUCUGGUAUUUCUGUGGGUGUUCCUGUUGGCUUCAUUGCAUACAGAUUGUGUAAUCUUUCUAUCCGGUAGUAAAAGUGCUAGUCUAGUGCAGUCCUAUUUUCAUGAAAUAUUUGAAGGCUUUUUUUUUUCAGUGAGGUGGUAUGAAGUUUUAAUAGCAUUUGCAAUGUGCUCUGCAAAGGCUGUGGAAGUGUAGGCAGGCACAGUACGACUUUCUAGUUAGCUCAGCUUAAAUACAGAAUUUCCUAAAGCAUUAGUGUGCACUUUUCUGUGCUUUUAAAGUGUUGGCAUGAGGCCAUCUGUUUAUUAUCUAAACACUUGUUCUUUGAAGGCCUUGCUCAGUUGAUGAUCUGGUUUUUGUCUUGUGAGAUAUUUUCAUCCUAAAAGUCACUUUUAGGUCAUUCAUUUAAACAGUUGCACUGGUUGUCUGUGUUGGCUUUCGCUUCUUCGUUGCUUAAUGCACAGCUAGUUAAAGCCUAUUAUCCGAACUUGUAUUUUUGGUAUUUUUGUUUAUGGACUUCUUAAAUAUCACGUUAUGAUCUUGAAUCGGUGUGUCUUGUUUGAGCACUGCAAUUUGUAUUCUGUAUCCGUGGGCCGUCGUGGAGGACUUGACGUUUACCACCUAAGAAGUACUGAGGAUAUCUGGUUCUGAAUGCUGGGUAAAAAUUGGGAUAGGAAUACAGAGUUGCAAAAUUCAGACAUGCUACAGAUUUCAGACAUCAUGAAAUAGCAGGCCAGCGGAUUUGAUUUUCCAAGAAACGAAGGUUCUGUACAAAAAUUCUGCCCUUGAGUUCUCUCCUUGCUUGUUGGCACUGCUACCAUAUCUGUUGAGAAGAUCGAUUAUAAAGAUGCGGAGAGCUGAUGAUCUUCAUUGCAGUUAUCAAACAGGCAGUUGUCUUCAGUUUGUGUUUAUACAGUGCUGACCUAGAAGCAACAUAGAAUCAGUUAAAAAACUGGGGCUUCUCCGACUUGUUUUGUAAGCUCAGGAGGAGCGAUUAGUUACUGUGAUCAACAGAUAACUGUGCAUCAGAAAUCUUCAUUCAUUAGUGUGUCAUGACACUUGUUAUUGAGCAAGAGUUUUGUCCAAGGAAUAUUCUCAGAUACUUGUCAUCAAGGUCUUGGGCUUUUUUUCUGAAGGGAUGCAGCCAUUUGUCUGGAGGCUUGUCGUUGCUCUGAGAGAGUAGCGUUCUAUGUAUAUAUGACACUAGAUGAUAAUUUAAAAAACUGGGAUGCAUGGAAGUUAGUUUGUUAAGUGAUUCUUAUAUUUGAAAGGCAGUAUGCAUUUAGGGAAAAUAGUGAACUCUACUUUGUAAAUUGAAGUAGUCACUGAAAUAUCUCCUUGUUGACUCUUUUUGCUCUUUCAUGCAAUUGUCUUCACUGUGUACCCUUAAGUGCAAUGCUGGAAUGGUGAGUAGCAUACUCUUGUUGUGAACUUUAAAAGCAGGUGGACUUCAGAAGAAUGGACACGUACAGUAAUAUUGAGAUGGACUUGUGCAUCAUUCAAGGACUCCCAAGAAUUGAGGGUGUUCCCCUCACUUUACGAUCAGUCUGUUUCAUUUCAACAGUUCAGUGUGGCACAGUUGAUGAGAUAACCUCAGCGUAUUUUCACCGUUUGCAGAAGUCAACUUAACUUUUGAAUGCUCUUUGCUUCUAAAACGGAGACACAAAGAUGCAAUGCAUAGCAUUUUACUGUCUUUCCCUUGGAACAAGGAAGGAGUUCUUCAUGGUACCCCAAACUGUGGUUCCAUUACAGUGCUUGGCUUUAUUAUUAGCCACUGCUAUGGAUGAGCUGCAGCAAUGUAGCACAGUGUGUAAACCAAAGUACGGAUAUCAGCCAUUAAUUAUGUUUCGUUUUCUUUCCACAGUUAAGUUGAUUUUACAGAAUUUAUCAGGUCUUCCAAGCAGAAACAGGUGAUUUUUGCUGUGGGUUGAGCUCAGCAUGGCUGUAGUCAUCCGUUUACAGGGGCUUCCUGUUAUUGCGGGUCCUGCAGAUAUUCGUCGUUUCUUCUUGGGAUUGAAUAUUCCUGAUGGAGGUGUGCAUAUUAUUGGAGGAGAAAUUGGGGAGGCUUUUAUUAUAUUUGCAACAGAUGAAGAUGCACGGCGUGCGAUGAGCUGUUCAGGAGGGUUUAUCAAGGACUCACGCAUAGAGCUCUUUCUCAGCAGCAAGACAGAAAUGCAGAAUACCAUAGAAAUGAGCCGGAAACGAUUUGAUCGUGGGGGACGAGAAACUAUAUCUGGGUCUAGACGAACGUGUACUAAUAAUUCUGGUUCAUCAGGCGUUGGAGACAUUUCACAUAUAGUUGCAGCUAUUACAAAAGGAAUGGGCAAAUCUAGUUAUGGUCCGCCAAAUCAUCCAGAGGUUGGUUUCCAUACCAAUGGCACAAGACAUGGUGAUGCAGGUAUACCUAAAUCAAGCUAUAACCAGUCAAGAAAAGAUUCUCAUCCAUUUAAUCCAGAUGAUCUUUACUUGUUUCUACGUGGUAUACCCUACUCUGCAACAGAAGAUGGAGUACGUGCUUUCCUUUCUGGGUUACGUGUCGAUGGAGUGAUUCUGAUAAAGCAUCGCAAUGGCUUAAACAAUGGUGAUUGUUUGGUAAAAUUUGCCACGCCUGGUGAUGCCUUAGAAGGACUCAAACGCCAUAGACAAUACAUGGGUCAGAGGUUUAUAGAAAUAAGACCAUCUACAGAAGAACGGUGGAUUGAAUAUGGUGGGAGGGUAGACAUGACAAGUGAAAUGGAUCGCUUUUUGUGCAAAGAACAUUCUCCAACAAGAAGUGCAGGCUACAUGCAUUCAAGGAAGCAUUCUCACUCAAGAUCACCAAGGAGACAAAGAACGCGUUCUCGUUCACCUCCCACCCAGGAAUAUUACAUACACUUAAGAAAUCUAUCUACUAGUCUUGAGAAGAGAGAUCUGAGAGCUUUUUUCCCUGAUCUGGAUAUUUGCAGCAAACAAAUCAAGUUCCUAAUGGAUAAACAUCAGAGGAGGACUAGAGAUGCCUUUGUGAUGUUAAGGAGUGAGAGAGAUUAUCAGGCUGCCUUGGAAUAUCAUAGAAAGGUUCUUCUCAAUCGUCCUGUUUACAUUUUUCCGAUUUCAAGAAGAUCAAUGUUGAAAAUAAUUGAUUCUUGUGAGAGGAAACGAUCCCAGGAAAGAGAUCAUCCUGGACAAGCCAUACAGGAAAAAAGUUAUCAGGAAGGUCAUUCUGGCCCUAAAAUAUGUGUUUAUGUAAGAAAUUUUCCAUUUGAUGUGACAAAAAUUGAAGUGCAGAAGUUUUUUGCAAGAUUUGAUAUUGAUGAAGAUGAUAUUUACUUGCUCUAUGAUGACAAAGGAGUUGGGCUGGGAGAAGCAUUAGUGAAGUUUAAGUCUGAAGAACAAGCCGUGAAAGCAGAAAGCUUAAAUCGGCGACGGUUCUUGGGAACGGAGGUAUUAUUAAGACUUAUAUCUGAAGAGCAGAUGCAGGAGUUCGGUGUAACUGUUCCCUUGUCUGGGCCAAGUGAAAUGCAGGGUCAUUCACAGGCAUAUGACAGAGGUGAGCUUUCCCGUCCAGUUGGUUCACCCUCUGGACCACCACAGGGACCACCCAUGCGUUCAUUUGGUCCCCCUGGGAAUUUUAGGCAUCCUUCUGAAUUUAGGCGCCCCCCUGAGGAUUUCAUGUGCCCUCCUGAGGAUUUUAGAGGUCCUCCACCACUCAUGGAUUUUGGUGGUGAUGGUGAACCUUUUGGCAGAAUGGAGUUUGGAAGCAGUAAAAUGGGAAGUUUUCCUGAAGGAAGAUUUAUGCCGGAUCCAAAUUUCGGUGGCGGUUCUGAACGCGUUGUUCCUAUUCGAUUGAAAAAUUUACCAUUUAAAGCUACUCCUAAUGAGAUUCUGGAUUUUUUCUAUGGCUACAGAGUCAUACCAGAGUCAGUUUCUAUACAGUAUAAUGAGCAAGGAUUGCCUUCUGGUGAUGCCAUUGUUGCUAUGACAAACUAUGAGGAAGCUAUGGCUGCUAUUAAUGAACUGAAUGAUAGGCCAAUUGGUCCACGGAAAGUUAAGUUGAGUUUGCUCUAAAGGAGGAAAAAUGCUCUAGAAUAAAAUAUUCUAGAUUUGCCAGUAUUGACAAUUAUUUUCACUUUUUUUAAUUACUGGAAGAUGCAGAAGAAACAGUUUCCAUCAACGGUUGUAAAUAGUAUCCAGUUUAGUUGUUUAGUUCUUGAUUGAAAUAUCUGAAUGGCUAAGAUCUCUGAGAACUGUAUCGUGUCCUCUUCUUGUGGCAGAGAAGAACCCAGAAAUUCUGGAGGACACUGAAUAUCAAGGUAUAAAAGCAUGGAGUUGCAAUGUUCCUUUUUUUUUUCCUUCUUUCCCUCCCCCCAGUUUUCUUUAAAUCCAUGUUCCAUGACUUUUCAUCAAAUAAAAGUGUAAGUGCUGAAUGAUUCACCACACAAACGGUUCAAGUAGAAAAACUUCAGUGCUGCCUGCAUUAGUAAAUUACACUUUUUAUUCAGGAUAGCUUAAAAAAAAGACUUUUUUUUUUUUGUGUAAACUGUUCAAUCUUGGUUCAGUUUCCUGUGGUUACAGGCAUCUCAAUGAGGGGGGAGGGGGGAAUUAAGAGCUUCCUGUUCAUAUUAGCUGGCUUUGCUGGCUUGCAACUUUUUUAAAUAAAUAAAAAAAAAAAGCCACUAAAUGUGUGUCUUUAUGUUUAAAAUUUGUAUAGUUACUGAUCUC
This is a messenger RNA of Struthio camelus australis, 4893 nucleotides long. NCBI's taxonomy places the organism in Eukaryota, Metazoa, Chordata, Aves, Struthioniformes, Struthionidae. The record is from RefSeq and is a predicted model, not a curated record.